Ciona intestinalis (vase tunicate) is the source of this 1003-nucleotide messenger RNA. Lineage: Eukaryota; Metazoa; Chordata; Ascidiacea; Phlebobranchia; Cionidae. The record is from RefSeq and is a predicted model, not a curated record.
AACAGCUUUAUAGAGAUCAAAAGAAGUCAACAAAGGCUACUGUAAAUUUUUGAAGAAAUAUCCUGCACUUAAAUUUUACAAUGUCCACGAAAGAUUUUAACGAAACCCUAAUUGAGUUGGUUCGUAAAAAUCCGCUCAUUUAUCAGUCCAAGAACAGAUUUCACAAAGACAAAAAAAAGAGAAACAGUUGUUGGGGAUAUAUCAGUUCAGAACUUGAACAGCCGGUUGAAUGCUGUGCUACGAGAUGGAGAAGCUUGCGUGACCGAUUCUUAAGGGAGCAGAAGAAACUUGAGAACACUGGAAGUACGACAUGGGAUCUUUACCCACAACUUCUAUUCUUGAACGGCCACCUUAGACGAAGAACAAAUAUUACUACUACGGCCAGUGACGUUGAAAACACUCCUCACGAUCAUGAAUCACAAUGUGAAGAAGAUACUUCAGCAAAUUGGGAUCUUUCAGAAAAGGAAACGACAAACUUAGAAAUUUUAACGACGGCUUCGUUUGAUUCUCCCGAGUCGUCAACCGAGACAUUACCUCCUGUGUUACCAGGGCAACAUAGAAAACGAAAACGGGACACGAGAGAAUCGAACGCAACAAAAAAUGAUUUUCAGGAACAGCUGCUGAAUGUUUUACUUUCGAAUAAAACUGAACCCGCACCACCCCAGUUCCAUCAACAGAUGACUGAAGAUGUUUACGACAAUUUUGGAAAAAUAGUUGCGUUAAGAUUACGGCAGUUACCAGCCAGUCAAGCAGAUGAAACAAUGAUAUAUAUCAUGCAACAUCUGGCAUCCGUGACUUAACAUAUUUGGUGGAGUCCUGGCUAAAGUACAAAGAGUGUACCAGCCUGAAACUGAACAAACAAUGUACUUGUUUAUCUGCUAAAGAACAAACAGUGUCAGCUAGAGAACGAACACUGUACCGGUUUGAAUACUGUAUGUCAAACAGAAUGACAAGAUGUGAAUGACAAACCACAAUAUUGUUGAAAUUAAAUCUGCCAAUUUAU